Molecule: messenger RNA, 1638 nt
Organism: Dendrobium catenatum
Lineage: Eukaryota; Viridiplantae; Streptophyta; Magnoliopsida; Asparagales; Orchidaceae
Product: transcription factor bHLH121
Exons: 5
Coding region: 237-1298 (353 amino acids)
Biological process (GO): intracellular iron ion homeostasis
Molecular function (GO): protein dimerization activity; DNA-binding transcription factor activity
Source: RefSeq, a predicted model, not a curated record
GAUGCCGGUGGUCGAUUGGCUCUAUCUUCUCCUCACUUGAACAAGCAGAAGAUCUUCUUUACCCCUUUGAAACCCUAGGCUUGCGUCUGCGUUUUCUACGGCCGUCCUUUCCCCUCUUACCUGAGUAUUUGAUAUCGGCCAGGCAAGUUGCGUUUCACUGGCUGGAGUGAGUCAGAAAGUCGAUUGACCUCUUCGUCGGUGGCGGCGGUGUGUUUUCAGUUGAUACCCUGAGGUGAAUGGAUCAAUGGAAGCCCGCGGAGGGCUUCUUCCAGGGGAUGGCCGUGACGGGUAUUUCCGGCAAUGAUUUUGGCCGAGAGGGUGAUCCGGGCGUGUGGUCCGGUGGAUUGCCGGUUCCCUGUCCGGAUUCGAGUCAAAGGGUAGAUAAAGAAGCAAAGGAUUCAUCAAAUGUUCGAAAAGUACAUAAAGCUGACCGUGAAAAAUUGAGAAGAGAUCGACUAAACGAACAAUUUCUAGAGCUGGGAAAUGCAAUAGAUCCUGAUCGGCCAAAGAAUGACAAGGCUACCAUUCUUGGAGAUGCAGUCCUAAUGCUGAAAGAUUUGACUGCUCAAGUACAGAAACUAAAAGCUGAACACACAUCAUUAUCUGAAGAAUCAAGAGAGUUGACGCAAGAGAAGAAUGAGCUUAGAGAAGAAAAAUCUGUUUUAAAAUCUGAAAUUGAAAACUUGAAUGCUCAGCAUCAGCAAAGACUUGGAUGUCUGUAUCCUUGGGCCACGGUUGAUCCUUCAGUUGUUAUGGGACCGCCUUCUGCAUAUCCAUUCCCCAUUCCUGUUCCAGUAGCCUCAGGUCCAAUGCCAUUUCAUGCGCCAAUUCCCCUCUACCCAUUCUUUCAAAAUCAAAGGCCCGCAGCCAUUCCCAGUCAUUGUUCUUCCUAUCACCCAUACACUUCUUCAAGAAGUCCCUAUGUUGAGCAGCAACCCAGCCAACACCUCCCCCCUCAUCCCAUUCCAAGUAAUGAUAAUAAUCAUAAUACAAGUCGGCAUGAAUCCCAAAGUGGAUCCUCAGAUUGGUUGCGGUGCAGUGGUUCAGAUAGAAGUACUGAUUUCAGUGAUGUUGUGACAGAGCUGGAACUUAAGAUGCCAGGAUCUGCAAAACCUUGUAAUUCCAAGCCAGCGAAUUUGUUAACAGAAGGGAGGAAAGGGUGUCGGUCGCGGCAGCUUCAGGGUAAGGCUAGCGAAAAUCUAGAUGGGAGCAGCUCGAGUAGGUGCUCUUCCCCACCUGGACUGCCUGCGAGCUCAUCCAACAGCAAUGGAGGUGGCUCGGUGGCCAACAGCUUGUGAAUUUUUGUUAGAGUAAGCGGAAGAAUGUAGAGAAGAGCCAUUGCUGAGUUGUCGAAUGCUGAAGAAGUGAAGGCUAUUGGCAUUCCAAUCAGGGGCCUCUUGUUCAUAUCUGAUUUCUCCUCUACAAAAAGUGUCAAGAGGAACCACAGCUUAAUGAUCAUGUAGAAUGGGUUAAGAUUCUCUAUGAAAUUAACAUAGCAUUCUUCCAGAAAUUUCAAUCUACAAUUGAUGUACAGUAAGUGAUAUAAUAACAUGUACUUGUUAAGUUAUCGAACCUAAUUUUUGUUCUACGAAGAAAACAUACCACAUAGAUUUAAUUGUUGGUCAAUCUUCGCAAUCA